Messenger RNA from Aphis gossypii (cotton aphid), 378 nucleotides. RefSeq lists its product as uncharacterized. The record is from RefSeq and is a predicted model, not a curated record. The coding region runs from base 1 to 378 and encodes 125 amino acids. NCBI's taxonomy places the organism in Eukaryota, Metazoa, Arthropoda, Insecta, Hemiptera, Aphididae. The transcript has a single exon.
AUGGCGCAGGCUCUCACUGGCCAUGGAUGUUUUCAAAAAUACCUGUGGUCAAGGGGUAGAGCGCAUAGCACGGCCUGCUGUCACUGCCCGUCGGAAGUGGACGACGCGGAACAUACGCUGUUCAUAUGUAUGUUCUGGAACCUCGAACGUCGUGACCUUGUGCUAUCCCUAGGAAGGCAUCCCCGUCCGGAGGAUGUGGCGGACCUCCUGUGCUGUCCAGCGGUCGACGAGCUACCCACGGACGUGGAACGGAGGGCAGGAAUUAUUCGGGCAGCGGACAACCAGAGGGAGCUCUUUGUCCGGAUGGUGGAGGACAUCAUCGGCCGGAAGGAAGAUCUAGAGAGGGAUAGACAGAAGGAAGAAAGAAGAGCUAUUUAA